CAAGUCAAGUGCUAGGUUCUGAGCGCACACAAACACACACAAACACACACACACACAUCGUGUCCAGGACCUCCGAGAGACUAGUUUAAGGGACGAGGCCUGAAAGAUUUUUAAGAUGAUGUUGGCGUCGCUUGUGGGGAUGUUGCUCCUGCAGAUGGGAGCGGCAACGAUGGAGAGAGCAAUUCAUGACUACAACGUCUACCACCCCUAUACUGAGAUUGACAGCUGGAUGACCGGGAUUCUGAUUGACAACCCGGACAUGGUGUCUAUUGAGCGCUACGGCCAGACCUACGAGAAGAGAGACAUCAACUUGCUCAGGAUCGGGGAGAGGACAGGGGCGAUGAAGAAGGUCGUCUGGAUGGACUGCGGGAUCCAUGCCCGGGAGUGGAUCUCACCGGCCUUCUGCCAGUACUUCAUCAAACAGAUCCUGCAGGAGUACAGAGUCCACGGUAGCAAGAUGGCAGCGAUGAUGAAGGAGAUGGACUUUUACGUCACCCCUGUCCUGAACGUGGACGGAUACAUCUACUCCUGGCUCAACGGGACCCGUCUGUGGAGGAAGAACCGUUCUCCUGGAACCGGCAGCUGCAGCUGCUACGGCACUGACCUCAACCGCAACUUCAACGUCACCUGGGGCACGAUCGGCGUGUCGACCGACUGUUGCUCAGAGACGUACGGCGGCACGGCGGCCCUGUCGUCGCCCGAGGCGGCAAGCGUGACGCGCUACCUGGAGCAGAGGAAGGCCGACGUGCUCCUCUUCCUCACCAUCCACUCGUACGGCCAGCUCAUCCUGGUGCCUUACGGCAACCCCAACCUCACUGCGCCAAACUACGGCCAACUGAUGAAGGUGGGUCUGGCGGCGGCGGCGGAGAUGAAGAAGGUCCAUGGGAUGAGCUACAGGGUCGGGACCUCGCCCGACAUACUGUACCCUAACUCCGGAUCUUCCCGGGAUUGGGCCCGUCUUGCCGGCAUUCCCUACUCCUUCACCUUCGAACUCCGUGACAACGGGACUUUCGGCUUCGAACUCCCCGAGGACCAGAUCCAGCCAGCCUGCGAGGAGGCCUACUCCGGUGCAAUGCACAUCAUCAACCACGUCCACCGCGAGCAGUUCAACGCGGCAGUGUCAGUGGCUACAGCCUCCCUGUUGGGGGUGCUGUUGGCCACAUGCGUCACUGUAGCAAACAAUGCUUUUUGAAAUUAUCACGAUUAGUAUAUAUUUUUUUUCACAAUUUGCUUUUGGUGGCUUGGUGAAAUUAUUUAGGAAUCAAAGUAUUUUUUUGUAAGAUAUUUCACAGUUAAAAAAAAUUACAUU
Molecule: messenger RNA, 1309 nt
Organism: Gadus chalcogrammus (walleye pollock)
Lineage: Eukaryota; Metazoa; Chordata; Actinopteri; Gadiformes; Gadidae
Product: carboxypeptidase O-like
Exons: 9
Coding region: 116-1192 (358 amino acids)
Biological process (GO): proteolysis
Molecular function (GO): zinc ion binding; metallocarboxypeptidase activity
Source: RefSeq, a predicted model, not a curated record